CAGUCCCUCCAGCUGAUCUUCGUCGCCCGUCUUCCUCCUCAGCGUUUGCGGUUGCUGUGAGCAGGUUCUUCAUCAUGAAGGUGUGCGUGGCGUUGGUCUGCUGUGCUGCUGCCGUCACUCUGGUCGUCGCUGCAGAUGUCAAGGAGUUAUCAAUCACCACUAUAAAGCAAGAGCCCUACGUCAUGAGCCGCGGCUCGGAGCUGGAGGGCUACUGCAUCGACCUGAUCUCUGACCUCUCCGAGAAGCUGGGCUUCAAGUACAAGGUGCACCUGGUGAAGGACAACCGCUACGGAGCCAUGGACGCCAGCGGCAACUGGAACGGCAUGAUCGGCGAGGUUGUCCGAGGGGAGGCCGACCUGGCCGUGGCGCCGCUGACCCUCACUGCCGUCAGAGAGCAGUUUGUGGACAUGACGGCUCCCUUCAUGCAGACGGGCAUCAGCUUCAUCGUGCACAGCGACCUGGCCUUCGAGGAGAACCCCUUCAGCCUGCUGGCUCCCUUCUCCUCCGACAUGUGGGCCGGACUGCUGCUGGCGUUCCUGCUCACCGGGCUCUGCCUGUUCCUGCUGGGCAGGGUCAGUCCUGUCGAGUGGGCGGAGCCACAAACCGACCAGCCCAGCUUCACUUUACUGCACAGCUUCUGGUACAUCACAGGAGCCCUGACCCUGCAAGGUGCUGGUCCUCACCCUAAAGCCUUGUCUGGACGUGUGGUCGGCGCCAUCUGGUGGCUGUUCACUGUGCUGCUGCUCGCCUCCUACUUUGGGAACUUCCACCUGAUGCUGCACUCAAACAACGGGCACAGCCACAUCAGGAGCUUCGAGGACCUGGCCAACCAGGACGUGAUCGAUUACGGCACCGUGGAGGGAGGAUCCACCAUGUCCUUCUUCAAGAAUUCCAACAACGCGGUGUACCGGCGGAUGUACCAGCACAUGGAGCGUAAGAAGAGCUUCGUGUCGAGCAUGGAGGAGGGCGUCCGCCGCACGCAGGAGGGCAACUUCGCCUUCAUCGGAGAAGCCGUGUCUCUGGACCUGGCCGUGGCCCGGCACUGCAAACUGAGCCGCUCGCAGGACGUCAUCUCCAUGAGGGCCUACGCCAUCGCUGCCCCGCUGGGCUCGCCCCUGGUGAAGAACCUGACCAUCGCCGUGCUGCAGCUCAGCGAGUCGGGCGAGCUGACCUACCUGCGGGACAAGUGGUGGGCCAGCAGCUGCGAGGACGGCGGCGGCCAGCCGGACUCCGGAGCGCUGCAGGCCCACCAGCUCCGAGGCCUCUUCCUCCUGCUGGGCCUGGGCCUGCUGCUCGGCCUCCUGCUGGGCCUGCUGGAGCUCUUAUCCAGGGCCCGGAGCCAGGCCAAGGACAGCAAGAGGUCGUGCUGCUCCGUGUUGACGUCGGAGUUGAACCAGCGGUUUGGUAGCAAGAGUCCGAGCGCAGAGCAGGACGCCUCCGACAAGAGCAAAGCCUGAUGGGAGCCGCAGCCGGCGGGCCGCCAGACGGCUUCGUCUGUAGCGCUGCCCUGAGUCUUCCAGUGAGCAGGUGGAGCAGCAGCUGUAGGACCUCUCGUAUUAACAGUUGUGUCCAGUUCCUCCCCGACUAACGCCCUCAGUGUUCUUCCACCGCAGCUUUGCUCAGUUUGCUGCUGCAUUCCAAAUAAAUCACAU
Salarias fasciatus (jewelled blenny) is the source of this 1652-nucleotide messenger RNA. RefSeq names its product probable glutamate receptor. Gene Ontology annotation, cellular component: membrane. The record is from RefSeq and is a predicted model, not a curated record. The transcript has 10 exons. Bases 75 to 1457 code for a protein of 460 amino acids. Gene Ontology annotation, biological process: monoatomic ion transport. Gene Ontology annotation, molecular function: signaling receptor activity; ligand-gated monoatomic ion channel activity. Lineage: Eukaryota; Metazoa; Chordata; Actinopteri; Blenniiformes; Blenniidae.